UCCAAGAAAAUGAAUGAAACGGAAUUAUUCCUUCGGUCGAUGUGAAUUUUGCCCAACCCUCGUGAUUUAGCUCGGUUUAUUUGUGGUAAUGUGGUUAUCAUUGCGGCAUAAGUCCAUAUAAUACCAUUGCAAGGCCUGGACUGCAACUCAUUCUGCUCUCUUUUAACUAACAUCAAUGGCCUCAAUACUGAGACUCCUCUUCGUUUUCCUCUUCGUCUUCCACAUUUCAGUGUUCAAGGCUUCAGGGGCAUCAAUAAUAUUCUACAACAAGUGCCCCCACCCAGUGUGGCCCGGCAUCCAGCCCAGCUCAGGAAAGCCCGUUCUGGCCCGCGGGGGCUUCAAACUCCCACCAAACAAGGCCUACUCCCUCCAACUCCCUGCCCUCUGGUCGGGCCGCUUCUGGGGCCGCCACGGCUGCGCCUUCGACGGCUCCGGACGGGGCCGCUGCGCCACCGGCGACUGCGGCGGGUCCCUGUUCUGCAACGGCAUCGGCGGAACUCCGCCGGCGACCCUAGCAGAGUUCACGCUGGGAAACGAGCAGGAUUUCUACGACGUGAGCCUGGUGGACGGUUACAACCUUCCAAUCUCGAUCACACCGUUCAAGGGAUCUGGAAAGUGCAGCUACGCUGGGUGCGUGAGCGACCUCAACAUGAUGUGCCCCGUAGGCCUGCAGGUGCGCUCACGCGACAAGAAGCGCGUGGUGGCCUGCAAGAGUGCCUGCUCCGCCUUCAACUCCCCUCGCUACUGCUGCACGGGUACCUAUGGAAGCCCACAGGCCUGCAAGCCCACUGCCUACUCCAGGAUCUUCAAGACCGCAUGCCCAAAGGCCUACUCCUACGCUUACGAUGACCCCACCAGCAUCGCCACUUGCACUCGCGCUAACUACUUGCUCACUUUCUGCCCUCGCCGCCGCUGAUCUCAAGCUCACUAUUCCUUAAUUCCUUACUACUUAAUACUUAAUAGUUACUACUAUUCUCUUGGCCUAGCCCUAUCCACUAUUACCAUUAUUAUCAUCAUUAUCAUUAUGUCAUAACAAUUUGCAUUUGCAUUUGCAUUAGUACUACCCAAUACUCUCUUAUUUCGUUACUUUAGUAUAUUAAUGUGUACUAGCUAGGUCUUCUGUAUUAAUUCAUAUUACAAUUACUACUACCGCGUGUCUGUUUGGUUUGUCAGGUGUUUUGCUUCCAUUGUUGUCAUUUAUGGCCAUGUUUUUAUCUUGGAGUAAAAAAGUAGGUUAUUUCAUACUAGCAAGUAGCAAGCACUUGUUAGAUACAUUUCUCAUCGCUAAUGGGUUUGCGGAUUUGUCUACUAUCAAUUCGUCCAUUUGGUUUCCAGCCUGAUAUUGAUAUACUGUACACCCUAAAA
Messenger RNA from Arachis stenosperma, 1365 nucleotides. RefSeq names its product thaumatin-like protein. Gene Ontology annotation, cellular component: extracellular region. Gene Ontology annotation, biological process: defense response. The record is from RefSeq and is a predicted model, not a curated record. The coding region runs from base 176 to 916 and encodes 246 amino acids. NCBI's taxonomy places the organism in Eukaryota, Viridiplantae, Streptophyta, Magnoliopsida, Fabales, Fabaceae. The transcript is spliced from 2 exons.